Rattus rattus (black rat) is the source of this 1363-nucleotide messenger RNA. It is a transcript of the gene Trim13, whose product is annotated as tripartite motif containing 13. Bases 127 to 1350 code for a protein of 407 amino acids. The transcript has 2 exons. Gene Ontology annotation, molecular function: zinc ion binding. NCBI's taxonomy places the organism in Eukaryota, Metazoa, Chordata, Mammalia, Rodentia, Muridae. The record is from RefSeq and is a predicted model, not a curated record. Gene Ontology annotation, biological process: innate immune response; positive regulation of macroautophagy; positive regulation of canonical NF-kappaB signal transduction.
CUCUUUCUCCUUUCUCUACAGCGUUCUCCAGUUUUACAGUCAAACCGUGGGGGGAAAAAUCCCGGCUUUCUCCAGAGAAAGAGUAAGCGUGCCAAAAGCACAUGCUUGCUGGGAACAAAGGAUGUGAUGGAGUUGCUUGAAGAAGACCUCACAUGCCCGAUUUGUUGCAGUUUGUUUGAUGAUCCCCGAGUGUUGCCCUGCUCACACAACUUCUGCAAAAAAUGCUUAGAAGGGCUCUUAGAGGGGAAUGUGCGGAGUUCAUUGUGGAGACCAUCUCCAUUCAAGUGUCCUACCUGUCGUAAGGAAACUUCAGCUACCGGAGUCAAUAGUCUGCAGGUUAAUUACUCCCUAAAGGGUAUUGUGGAGAAAUACAACAAAAUCAAGAUUUCUCCCAAAAUGCCCGUGUGCAAAGAACACUUGGGGCAGCCUCUCAACAUUUUCUGUGUGACCGACAUGCAGCUGAUCUGUGGGAUCUGUGCUACUCGUGGCAGUCACACCAAGCAUGUCUUCUCUUCUAUUGAGGAUGCCUACACUCAGGAAAGGGAUGCCUUCGAGUUCCUCUUUCAGAGCUUUGAGACUUGGCGCCGGGGAGAUGCUCUUUCCCGCUUGGACACUUUGGAAACAAACAAGAGGAAAUCCCUACAGUUGCUCACUAAAGAUUCAGAUAAAGUAAAGGAGUUUUUUGAGAAGUUACAGCACACAUUGGAUCAAAAGAAGAAUGAAAUCCUGUCUGACUUUGAAACUAUGAAGCUCGCAGUUAUGCAGACCUACGACCCGGAGAUCAACAAGCUCAACAGUAUUUUACAGGAGCAGCGAAUGGCCUUCAACAUCGCCGAGGCGUUCAAAGACGUCUCAGAACCCAUUAUAUUUCUGCAACAGAUGCAGGAGUUCAGGGAGAAAAUCAAAGUAAUCAAGGAAACUCCUUUGCCACCCUCUAAUUUGCCCACAAGCCCUUUAAUGAAGAACUUCGAUACCAGUCAGUGGGAGGACAUUAAACUGGUGGACGUGGAUAAACUCUCUCUGCCUCAAGACCCCGGCGUGCUCGCCAGCAGGAGCCCCUGGCCCCCCUGUCUGCUGCUCGUGGCGGUAGUUCUGCUGGGUCUCCUCGUAUUCUUUGGCCCCACUGUAUUCCUGGAGUGGUCUCCACUUGAAGAAUUGGCAACUUGGAAAGACUGCCUUUCAAGCUUCAAUUCUUACCUGACUAAAUCAGCUGACUUUGUAGAGCAAUCUGUUUUUUACUGGGAACAGAUGACAGAUGGGCUUUUCAUUUUUAGUGAAAGAGUGAAAAAUGUUAGUUUGGUGGCACUGAACAAUGUGGCAGAAUUUGUAUGCAAAUACAAACUAUUAUAAAAACUUUCAGUUA